UCAAGUUUGCUACUCGAUAUGCAAAUUAUGUUAAUCACGGAAAUCUACUCCAAAUUAAUUUACCACUUCUUAAAAUCUCAGAGAUUAACCUCUUAAUUCCCUUAUUGUUAAUCUUCGAGACAAAAUCUCACAAAAGGCGCUUAUCAAACAAAAUAAAAUCUCUCAAAAGGCACCUUCUUGUCUGCACCGGCGAUUAUGGCUGCCAAUUUCUGGACUUCAACUCACUACAAACAACUUUUGGAACCAGAAGAGGUAGAUGUUGUGCAGCAACUUGACAGAGAUCGAGGGAUUACUCUGGAAGAUUUCAAGCUCGUCAAGAUGCACAUGUCUAAUUAUAUUACAAAAUUGGCCCAAUUUGUGAAAGUAAGGCAAAGGGUCGUUGCUACUGCCAUUACGUACAUGAGACGUGUUUAUGUCAGCAAGUGUUUGACGGAAUAUGAUCCACGUCUAGUUGCACCAACUUGCUUGUACUUGGCAGCUAAAGCAGAAGAAAGCACUGUACAGGCUAGACUCCUGGUAUUUUACAUCAAAAAAAUGUACCCAGAUGAUACAAGAUAUCGGUUUGAGAUCAAAGAUAUUCUUGAAAUGGAAAUGAAGGUCUUAGAAGCCCUGAACUACUAUUUAGUUGUAUUUCAUCCUUACCGUUCAUUAACUCAAUUUCAUCAAGAUGCUGGUAUGAUGGACCUAAUGCAGUUUACCUGGGGAAUUGUCAAUGACACAUAUAAGAUGGAUCUUAUUCUUAUUCACCCUCCACAUUUGAUUGCGUUGGCUUGCAUAUACAUAGCUAGUGUGUCGAAAGACAAGGAUACUAUCGCAUGGUUUGAAGAGCUCCGAGUUGACAUGAAUGUGGUGAAAAACAUCUCAAUGGAGAUACUAGAUUUUUAUGACAGCAUGAGGAAUGAUAUUGAAGAAAGGAUUGGCGUUGCUUUAAGUAAGCUGCCCCCAAGAGCAUAAUCAUUUAGUCGACAGGUGCUGCUCAGAUUAGUCUCCUGCUUAUGUGCUUGUUGUGUAUUAGAAAAUGCACUUGUUAUCUCUAAGAUGAGCGUGUCGCUGUUGUAUCUAGAAUUUCUUCAAUCUGAUACAUCUGGAUCAUGAUUUUCCUUGUUAAUAUCAACUACUUAAGGCGUAGGACUGCGUGCGUUCAAGCACCUCCUCCAAAACAGCUGGAUGUACUAUCAUUGUUGGGAUGCAUCUGUAAUUAUCAAAAUUUUCCUUUGUAGAUUGAUGCCUUAAAAAAGAGUCAAAUCUAAGAUUUCUAUUGCCAUUGCUUCA
Molecule: messenger RNA, 1272 nt
Organism: Beta vulgaris subsp. vulgaris (sugar beet)
Lineage: Eukaryota; Viridiplantae; Streptophyta; Magnoliopsida; Caryophyllales; Amaranthaceae
Product: cyclin-C1-1
Exons: 9
Coding region: 196-954 (252 amino acids)
Biological process (GO): positive regulation of transcription by RNA polymerase II
Cellular component (GO): nucleus; mediator complex
Molecular function (GO): cyclin-dependent protein serine/threonine kinase regulator activity
Source: RefSeq, a predicted model, not a curated record